AUGGAACUCUUACUUCCACACCCUUCAAACUCAACACCUCUCACUGUCCUCGGCUUCUUAGACCGAGCCGCCUCGGUCUACGGAGACUGUCCCUCCAUCCUCCAUACCGCAGACACCGUCCACACUUGGUCCGAAACCCAUAACCGCUGUCUCCGCAUCGCCUCUGCUCUUACAUCCUCCUCACUCGGCAUUAACCGAGGCCAAGUCGUCUCCGUGGUAGGCCCCAACGUACCUUCUGUCUACGAGCUUCAGUUCGCUGUCCCAAUGUCCGGAGCCGUCUUAAACAAUAUCAACCCACGUUUAGAUGCACACGCACUCUCUGUCCUCCUACGUCACAGUGAAUCCAAGCUCGUUUUUGUUGACCAUCACUCUAUCUCCUUAGUCCUCGAAGCAGUCUCGUUCUUGGGAAAAGACAAGAAACCUCACCUCGUCCUCCUCAACGACGACGAAGCGGACGAUUCUUCGUCCGCGACGGAUUUUCUUGACACAUACGAAGGGAUUAUGAAGAAAGGAGACUCGAGAUUCAAAUGGAUCCGUCCACAAACCGAAUGGCAAUCAAUGGUGCUCAACUACACUUCUGGAACGACGUCGGCUCCCAAAGGAGUAGUGCUUAGCCACAGAGCAAUAUUCAUGCUAACUGUUAGCUCUUUGCUUGACUGGUCUUUACCGAACCGACCGGUUUACCUCUGGACUUUACCGAUGUUCCACGCUAACGGUUGGGGCUACACGUGGGGCACCGCGGCGGUUGGAGCCACCAACGUUUGCACGCGGAGAGUCGACGCGCCGACUAUCUACGACUUGAUCGAUAGGCAUCACGUCACUCACAUGUGUGCUGCACCCAUGGUUCUCAACAUGCUAACCAACUAUCCAUCUCGUAAACCGCUAGAGAACCGGGUUCAGGUUAUGACGGCCGGAGCUCCACCUCCGGCAGCCAUCAUCUCCCGAGCAGAGUCCCUCGGUUUCAAUGUCGGUCAUGGGUACGGUCUAACAGAGACCGGAGGCCCAGUUGUAUCAUGUGCUUGGAAGCGUGAGUGGGAUCAUCUUGAUCCAUUGGAGAAAGCUAGAUUGAAAUCAAGACAAGGAGUAAGAACUAUCGGAUUAGCGGACGUUGAUGUUAGGGACCGGAUAACAGGAAAAAGUGUGGAGCACGACGGAGUUUCCGUAGGAGAGAUUGUGCUCAAAGGGGGAUCGGUUAUGUUGGGUUACUACAAAGACCCCGAAGGAACCGCAGCGUGUAUGAGAGAGGACGGAUGGUUCUAUACCGGAGAUGUUGGGGUUAUCCACAAAGAUGGUUACUUGGAACUUAAAGACCGGUCAAAGGAUGUGAUCAUAUGCGGAGGAGAGAACAUAAGCAGCGCAGAGGUUGAGACGGUUCUGUACACAAAUCCGGUGGUUAAAGAAGCUGCGGUGGUGGCUAAACCGGAUAAGAUGUGGGGAGAGACACCUUGUGCUUUUGUGAGCUUGAAAUAUGAUAAUAAUGGUGAUGGGUCAGUGACUGAGAGGGAAAUAAGGGAGUUUUGUAAGACAAAGUUACCAAAGUACAUGGUUCCGAGGAAAGUGAUAUUUCAGGAGGAGCUUCCAAAGACUUCUACUGGAAAGAUCCAAAAGUUUCUUCUCAGACAAAUGGCUAAGUCCUUGCCUUGA
Messenger RNA from Arabis nemorensis, 1644 nucleotides. Lineage: Eukaryota; Viridiplantae; Streptophyta; Magnoliopsida; Brassicales; Brassicaceae. The record is from the annotation of a GenBank genome assembly.